Molecule: messenger RNA, 3814 nt
Organism: Zalophus californianus (California sea lion)
Lineage: Eukaryota; Metazoa; Chordata; Mammalia; Carnivora; Otariidae
Gene: RECQL
Product: RecQ like helicase
Exons: 15
Coding region: 114-2054 (646 amino acids)
Biological process (GO): double-strand break repair via homologous recombination
Cellular component (GO): chromosome; cytoplasm
Molecular function (GO): nucleic acid binding; 3'-5' DNA helicase activity; ATP binding
Source: RefSeq, a predicted model, not a curated record
ACGUAACCGGAAGGGCGGAUGGUCGCGGCUGGAGAAAAAGGAAAGACUGGUGGCGGGAAGUUUUCAUUGGAGAGCGGCUGAAAACUAAAGCCGUUUGGAUCUCCAAUUUUAGAAUGGCAUCCGUUUCAGGUCUAACUGAAGAAUUGGAUUCUGUAACCAAUGAACUACAUGCAGUAGACAUUCAAAUUCAGGAACUUCUGGAAAGGCAACAAGAGCUUAUUCAGAAAAAGAACAUCCUAACAAACCAAAUAAAGCAGAAUUUAGAGGCUUCUGGUGCUGGGGAAAGCAGUGAAUGGGAUUCUUCACCUGCUGCUUGGAAUAAAGAAGAUUUUCCCUGGUCUGGUAAAGUUAAGGAUGUUCUGCAAAAUGUCUUUAAACUGCAGAGGUUCAGACUGCUUCAACUUGAAACUAUUAAUGUAACAAUGUCUGGAAAGGAAGUAUUUCUUGUUAUGCCUACGGGAGGUGGAAAGAGCUUAUGCUACCAGUUACCAGCAUUAUGUUCAGAUGGUUUUACCCUUGUGAUUUGCCCAUUGAUCUCUCUUAUGGAAGACCAGUUAAUGGUUUUAAAACAAUUAGGAAUUUCAGCUACCAUGUUAAAUGCUUCUAGUUCUAAGGAGCAUGUGAAAUGGGUUCAUGCUGAAAUGGUAAAUAAAAACUCCAAGCUAAAGCUAAUUUAUGUGACCCCAGAGAAAAUUGCAAAAAGCAAAAUGUUCAUGUCCAGACUAGAGAAAGCCUAUGAAGCCAGAAGAUUUACCCGGAUUGCUGUGGAUGAAGUUCAUUGCUGUAGCCACUGGGGACAUGAUUUCAGACCUGAUUACAAGGCACUUGGUAUCUUGAAGCGGCAGUUCCCUAACACCGCACUAAUAGGGCUGACUGCAACUGCGACAAGCCAUGUUCUGAAGGAUGCCCAGAAAAUACUAUGUGUGGAAAAGUGUUUUACUUUCACAGCUUCUUUUAAUCGGCCGAAUCUUUAUUAUGAGGUUCGGCAGAAGCCCUCCAACACCGAGGAUUUUAUCGAGGAUAUUGUAAAUCUCAUUAAUGGGAGAUACAAAGGGCAAUCAGGAAUUAUAUAUUGCUUUUCUCAGAAAGAUUCUGAGCAAGUUACAGUUAGUUUGCAGAAACUGGGAAUUCAAGCAGGAGCGUACCAUGCCAAUAUGGAACCAGAAGAUAAGACCAAUAUUCAUCAAAGAUGGUCAGCCAAUGAAAUUCAGGUAGUAGUGGCCACAGUUGCAUUUGGUAUGGGAAUUGAUAAACCAGAUGUGAGGUUUGUUAUCCAUCAUUCAAUGAGUAAAUCUAUUGAAAAUUAUUACCAAGAGAGUGGACGUGCAGGUCGAGAUGACAUGAAAGCAGACUGUGUUUUGUAUUAUGGCUUUGGAGAUAUAUUCAGAAUAAGUUCAAUGGUGGUGAUGGAAAAUGUGGGACAACAGAAGCUUUAUGAGAUGGUGUUAUACUGUCAAAACAUAAGCAAGUGUCGCCGUGUAUUGAUAGCUCAACAUUUUGAUGAAGUGUGGAAUUCAGAAGCAUGCAACAGAAUGUGUGAUAAUUGUUGUAAAGAUAUUGCAUGUGAAAGAAAGAAUGUCACAGCACACUGCAGAGAUCUAAUCAAGAUCCUGAAGCAGGCAGAGGACCUGAAUGAAAAGCUCACGCCACUGAAACUGAUUGAUUCUUGGAUGGGAAAGGGUGCAGCAAAAUUGAGAGUGGCAGGUGUUGCUCCGCCCAAACUUGCUCGUGAAGACCUGGAGAAAAUUAUUGUACACCUUCUUCUACAGCAGUAUCUUAAAGAAGACCACAGUUUCACAGCGUUUGCUACCAUCUCAUAUUUGAAAAUAGGACCUAAAGCCAAUCUUCUGAACAAUGAAGCACAUGUCAUUGCUAUGCAAGUAGAGAAGCCCACGCAGAGCUGUUUCAGGAUUGAAUCAUCUCAAACUUGUCAUUCUGAAGGAGCUUAUAAAAAAAGGGAAGAAAAAAAUUCAGGUAACUUCCAGAAGUCUGCAAACAUGCUUCAGCAAUCUAAGAAUACAGGGACUAAGAAAAGAAAAAUUGAUGAUGCAUGAGUGUUUCUAAAUUUUCCAAGAAAACAGUUUAUACAUGUAUACAGCAUUAUUUUGUAGUUAAAAGUUUAAAUAAGACAAUUUUAUUAAUAUUUUAUACAUAUGGAACUUACCUCUGAAGUAUUGAAGACUUGAAAAUUUGAGAUCAUGACUUAUACAUGAUUUACAGUAUGAAAGAGAAAAUUAAUUUUAAUGUAAAAUAUUUAAGAAUGAGUUCACAUACCUAUCUUAAAUCCUUUAUCCCUUCACAUACCUUUUGAUAGCAAUGUUAUACGGAGUAUUUUACAUAGGCUUAUCACAGAAAGGGAGUGAUUUCAGCUCAUAACAGCUGUAGAAUCCAAAUGUAAAAGGAAUAAGGUAUCAAUAUUAAUGAUAUUAGCAAGGAAGCUAUUGCUAUAUCUCUAAGUAAAACAAAACAAUAAGCCUCUUGAAACCAUAACCCUCUCAUAUUUCAUAAUCGAAGAAUGAGUCUGGCAUACCAGACCAAGUUGUUGGCCAAGUAGGUAACAGCCUAGCUAAAUCUGCUCCAAGGCUAAAUCAGGAUUAACUUAAAUCCUUACAUUUACAUAAGUGGUCAGUUUUCUGUUGGAAAAAAGUAACUAUAUUAGUUGAUCUUUGCAAUUUUAUUUAUAUUUUAAUACUUUCCCACUGAAAUCAUUAUCACUUCUGUAUUCUUAAUUUCAUUAAAUCAGUGCAUUUACCUUAUUGUGACUUUCAUGUGUUGUUUGGAACUUCAUUUUAAAAAAGGCAUUUUAAGAACUACAUAAUCUUCUAAAUCAGUAUUUGGAUCUAGCACAUCUUCUCCAUAUGAAAGAUCCGUCUGAUUUAAAAUUAAGUUUUCAAAUGUUUCUUCUAAAUCAGUUUCACCAAUUAAGACAGCUCCCAUUAUUCGCCCAUUCUGCAUGACAACUUUGACGUAUUCUUGUCCUUUGGUACAUCUCAGCAUUAAUUCAUGAUCUGAACCUAAGCCCUGUGCGUUUUAUUUUCCCAGCAUUACGACCUGUAUACAGAGAUGAUAAAAGUAUUCUAUAGUGAGUACCAAAAAGGAAACAUGAUAUGCAGUUACACUGUGUUUAUCCUAGGAUGGCCAGCACAAAAAUCUAUUCACAAAAUUUUACAGCUAGAAGUGUCAGUGGAGAGGUGGGUCACAAAGAAAACAUUUUAAUGACAUUGCAUUUAUUGUACAGAUGAUACUACCACACAAUCUCUUAUGAUCAUUAAAAGUAGUGAAUUAAAUAUGUAGGAUCUGGACUAUAUUAGCCUAGAGUCAUGACUUAAAGAUUUAAUAAGGAACUGAGUUAGAUUUUUCAUGAGCAAAUUAAUCUCCUUAAACUUUAUGUAAUGUGUGUUCCUCCUCAUCAGUAAAACUAAAGAAAAGACUUGGCUCAGAGUAAUGUAAAGAGGAGUAAAUAAUAUGCAAGGCAAAGCACCUGGUUCAUUCUUGAGUAUGAUAGCUAUUAGUUCCCCUCACAAAACAAGAAUGAAUCUCAAAUAAAUGCAGAAAUGUAUCAACAGGGAACAAAUCUGAAAGAGACUUUUUCCCCCCUUAACUAUAAAAUAGUAUAGCAAGAAGGUAGGUAAUGAUUAGUAAUUAAGACCAGCAAUAAUACCAGGUUUGAUUUGCAAGAACUAGGAAAUUGGUGAUUUUUUCUAAAAUGAUGAAAACCAUGUAAAUUCUUAUUCAAUGAGAAAACCCGAUAAUUAGUUACAAGACUAACAAGCAGAAAAAGUCACUAAUCUGCUUAUCUAGAAUCUUACCUAUA